GUGAUUCUUUCAGGUGAUCAUGUGGUGGAGUAGUGUUGCUUAAGAGUAAUGGAGGAUUUGGAUAUUAAGGAUAAAAGACUUCGUUUGCAGAGGCAUGCACCCAGCACUUCUCCCAUUCUGGAAUCUUAGAAUACUGUAAUAAAGAAGAAAGCAAUUAAAAAACGUUAACCAGGAGGAUCCAGGACCUUCUAAUAGGAUGGAUACCGCAGAGAGUGGUAUGGUUGACCUGGACGCGGGCAAGACCAUGAAAUUAGAACCUAUUAUUGUUGAGACAGGCCAGGAUCUAGUCCUGGAACCAGGCAAGAUAGAGGGCUAUCUACUCAAGAGACGUAAGAGACCUCUUAAAGGAUGGCACAGGAGAUAUUUUGUAUUGGAGAAGGCCAUGUUGACCUACGGCAAGAGCCCCAAUGAGUUACAAAAGGGGAAGAUACACGGUACAGUAGACAUAGUGUCGGCUGUGAUAGCCACUGAGAGAGAAGAACACAAGAACUCAAGAAGGAUUGAUAUUGAUACAGAAGACUUUGUCUAUCAUCUCAAGGCAAGCUCCUUUGACGAGUUCUGCGACUGGAGGAAGCACCUCCAACACCAUCAACUCUACAAGAAACAACAAACCUUGCACUCACCAACCCUUGCCAAACCACUGAGCCCUGAGGCUCCACCAUCAUCUACACCUACCAGUGAACUCACACUCAAAGCAAUAACCCUAGAGAGACGUAGGCAGAGUCUCCGUAAACAGUACUCCAAGGCCAGACUCGGUACCUCCCUCAUGGGCUCAUCCUUCGGCUAUAAGAGCGAUGGUAUCGAUCUUGAUAAAUGUUAUAAAGAGCUAACUGAUGCAGAGGAGAGUAUAGUUAGUCUAUCUAACAUCUUACAAGAACUCUUGAACACAGAGCUACCUCCCUACGCAGACGGCAACUAUGAGGUUGAUGAUCCAGUAUCAGGACACAAGAAAUCUAAAGCACGUAAAUCACUCAAGAAGAUGAGGAGAAAGGUUCCCAGUGACCCACAAGUACAUGAUAUCAAAUCGAGGCCAAACAGUCACCCAUCAUCAGUAAUACCUGGCACUGGAUUAGUAGUCGAGGAUGAUACAGUAAGCAUCAGAUCGUACUCAUCUACCGUCUCAACAAAAGAGGUUGAUCAGAAGAACCGGGAUGACUUCUUAGAAACGGCCAGUCAAGUUCACAGAAACUUGAAGAGCGCCCUCCAUUGGCUGACAGUUCAAUCAGAUAAAUGCAAGCAGGUAGUUGAUGCACAGUCCCACAUGCUAGGUUCUACGCUGGGAUCUGCAUUAGGACAAUCCAGACAGAUUGCCAUGAUGCAAGACUCUAUGCACAAGCUGAAAGCGCAGAAUGACGAUAUGCGUGAACGUCUUUCCAGAAUUUUUGAAGAGGCUUCCAUCACUUUCACACCUAUAGCAGCUAAACCUGACCUAGAUAUGACACUUCCACUACAGCACACUCCACUGACACCACAGCUAUCAGAUGAUAGAUUAUCACGUUCAGAAUCAAUUGUGGAAUUCUUCGAUGCUCAGGAGUAUCUUGCUUCAAGUGCUUCUUCAUCAGAUGAGGAGGAGGAGGUUGAAAGUUCGGUAACCAGCGAAGAUGAUGAUGCAGCUGACUUUGAGGAAGAUGACUUCCGAGAUUUGGAGAAUGGUAGAGAGGAGGCACCAUCUCGAUCACAUACUGGCCGUAGAACACACCUACCAUCACCCCAGCCCGAUACCAGUCAACUCAGUUUAUGGAAUAUCCUCAAGAAAAACAUUGGUAAAGAUCUUUCCAAGAUCUCCAUGCCUGUUGCUCUCAAUGAACCACUCAGUAUGCUACAGGUACUAUGUGAAGAGCUAGAGUACAGUGAACUAUUAGACAAGGCAUCAGAGGUCGAUGACCCCUACAUGAGGAUGGUGUACAUUGCAGCCUUUGCGGUGUCUAGCUACAGUUCAACGUAUACUAGAGCAGGGACAAAGCCCUUCAACCCUCUUCUGGGGGAAACCUUUGAGUGUGUCAGGGAUGACAAGGGGUUCAAGUUUAUUGCCGAGAAGGUAUCACACCAUCCUCCCAUUAUUGCCUGCCAUUGCAACAGUAAAAACUUCAUCUACUCACAGGAUGUGAGGAUAAAGACUAAGUUCUGGGGCAAAUCAAUGGAAGUCAUCCCUAUAGGAACUAUUCACAUACACAUACCAAAGUACAAUGAUCAUUUCAUCUUGAGUAAAGUAACAAGCUGUGUUCACAACAUCUUAAGUGGAGAGAGAUGGGUGGAUCAUUAUGGAGAAACAGUCAUCAAGAAUGGAGAUAUAUCAUGUAAACUCACUUUCACAAAGGCUAGUUUCUGGAGCAGUAGAUUACAUGAAGUAACUGGUGUUAUCUUGAAUCAAGAAGGACGUAUGAUCCAUGAACUGUUUGGGAAGUGGAAUGAAGGUCUGUACUGCGGGAGAUCAGCCUCAGCUAAAUGUGUGUGGAGAGCUGCUUCCAUGCCUUCAGAUCAUCAGAUCUACUAUGGGUUCACCAGGUUUGCAAUAGAACUCAAUGAAUUAGACCAUGAAACACAAGACACACUACCUCCUACUGACUCAAGAUUCAGACCAGAUCAGAGAUUACUAGAGGAAGGUGAUUUGAAGGGAGCUGAGCUUGAGAAACAGAGAUUAGAAUCAAUGCAAAGAGAAAGGAGAAAACUCAGGGAAGAACAAGGUGUUGAAUAUCAACCAAGAUUCUUCAGAUUAGGUCAUGACGGAAGCAAGGAUAGAUGGGUGUGUAAGAACGACUACUGGGACCUCAAGCAUGAUCCUGGAUUUGCUACCAUGAAGUUUACUCAACUCUGGUAAAAUACAUUCCAAGAUAAGGAACAAUGGUGGUAAGAAUAUGUGGUCUGCCAUAGUAGUUUUGAUAAAUAUUACAGCAGAGUUAUUCUUGGACAGGGAAUGACAGAUUGAAAGAUGACUUUAUUCUACCAUAGACCCAUCCAGCUUCAACACUCAUUAUGGCAGAGACAUGCUAAUCACUGCUCUUUACUCUAAGAACAACAAUUGGAAAGGUCACUCUAUUAUAUCAGAGACAUGUACAGAUUCAACACUCCAAAGCUACUCUAAUACUGAUCAUGACAAGUGGAAUGGGGACAUUCUCAGCUACAAGAGACCCAUACAAGAAAUUCACCUAGGGGCUAGACUUAUGAAAAAAUAUAUAUUACCUGGAUGAACCAUUGUUGAUCAGGCUGAAGUGGUUUUAGAUAUGAUAUAGUUCAUUCUUUUCUAUUGAAAACAAGAAAUUGGUCUGAUCACACCAUGUUCAUUAAGGAUUGUCUGAGAUCAUUUUUAUAAUGAUAUCUUUUAUCUAUUCUGAGAUAAAGAUGUGUUAAGGAGGGAAUUACUCUGUUCUGACAAUGGGGUGUCAAUGCUCUGAAAAUAAACUUGGAAAUCAACUAUUAUAAAAUAUCCUUCUAUAUUUAUUUGUUCACUUACUCAAUCCAUGCAGGGUCCUGGUUUGUGUAUUUUCAUAUCUUUGAGUAUGUUUAUAAAUAUAGGAUAAUAGGACAGGGCAAAUAUCACAUGUAUUAGUGAAGGAAUGUCACAAAUACAUUGUAUACAUGAGCGCAAAUAUAUAUAGUUCCAAGCAAAGGCUUGUUGUACAGAACGAAGCAUUGCUUAUGGGUUUGAUCUGGAGACUAAUAGUGUUAGCAAGUGCUGCCACCACAGAUACUUUUUAAAAGUUAUGUAGAAUCAGUUUCAAUGGGUAUAUGGUUCAGAGAUGUUCUAUAAUGGUGAUGUGAACUUUUACUUAUCAUUUGUUUAUAUGAUAUUAAGCAUGGAGAAUCCUCUGGAUACUAACUUUUUCAUCAUUAUGACAAAGCACUUUAGCUCUAGGUUUAUUUCUUUCAAGUGGUUGUGAUUGUUUUGAUAAUGAUACAUGUAGAUGCUUCUGAGUGGGUUAAGAUCAUAUUUUAUAGGUUGGUAUUUCUUUGCUGGGGAUGAUAUACACACCCUGUUUGGGUUUUUGUAUUGCCUAAUUUGUUCGUUGACUGGGCUGAUUUAUAGCUCACAAUUUUGGGAAAAUAACUAUAUAACUUGUCUAUCAUGUCCCAGAUUUUAGCUUUCAAUAAAAAAAAAAACACUUAAGCUAUUACAACAAUUCAGGAGAAAAGUGUCACGUGGAUGAUAUUAGCCAUGUCUUUUCACUUCCCUGGGCUAUGUAACACAAAGUAUAGCAAUUGAUCAUAUUCUUAUGAUUGAUCGCAUUGCAUUGACUACAAUGUAUAAUCAAUCACAAAAAUCACCCAUACGAUCAGUCGCUAUAUGUCUUAGCAAACUUUUGAGAUAUGAGGAUUUGUCUCGCAAGCAGCAAGUUAUUUAGAUUAAUACAUGUACUAGAUUCCAGUUUGAAAUGUGGAAUCAUUUACUUUCAAACAAACGGUGAUUCCAUCCAGAUCCUUAUCAAGAAACGUCCCAAGCACUUUGUACAAUUAGCUCGCACUCGACCACAUUGUUCUCUGUGGAGUUAUGUCGGUCAUUGUCGGUCAUCGAUGAGUAUUUUUUGUCACUGCACAGGGAUAAUGUAGACAGUAUUUGUUCGUUAGUGGAGUAUUGCUUCAUAACAAAUUGGUAUUUUCUUUUGAUUUUAGUGUGUAGUUCCACUGUUGACAACACUAUGAAUUUACCCCCCCCCCCCUAGUUUGAAGUAUGAUAAACACUCCUCAGAGCUGACACAUGGGAUUCACCUAUCCUCUAUGUUAAAAUUGCAUUCAAUUUAGUUAUUUAGUAUAAUUGGUUUGUAUUACGGUAAAAGUGAGACUUUGAAUAGUUAUUUCCAUCCAAUAUCGUACCAGAUAGUGCCAUUAUAUAAUCCUAUCAAUUGUCAUAAAGCCUUUUGUAAACUUGUUAAGAACUUUACAAAUGACUGGAACAUGGAAAGUCAAAAUGGGUCUCAAUCAUUUUAGUCACAAUAGUUGAAGUUGAGAUAUGUAAGCUAAUUUUUAUUUCAGUGACAUUACUUUCAAAUGUCAAACUUUUAGGCUUGUAAUCUGGCAUUUUCCAGUCAGGCAAACUUUAGCCAUCGUCUUUAUAAAAGAGAUUUAACACACAACUGGGGUCUGUUGUAAAUACAGAAAGAGUCAAGUUUGUAACUGAACAAAAAUCAAGUGCAAGUCUCUAAUGCACUCAUUUCAUUGGUUGAAAAAUCAGGUUGCAUUUGAUUGCAAUGGACACCUGAUAACCUAGGUCCUAUAACACAAAGGUUAGCGAUUGAUUGUACAUUGUAGUCAAUGCAAUCAAUCGUAAAAAAAGUUAUAUGGUGAUUGCUAAGCCUUGUGUUACGAGCCCCUAUUCUCAUAAUAAAUGAGAUAGAAUACCAGUUUUAAUAUAAUACUAAAUUUCCCAAAAAUGUAUGUUUAUCAAAUUUUGACUUACAUGUAUAGUAACCACUGCAUAGAGAUGCUCUUUUUAUGCUACAAAUAUUGGAUUUUAGUGAAAAUCAAAAUGAUUGAGACUCUUGAGUCGGUACUUUAGAACAGGGGCCUGUAAUAUAAAGCUUAGCAAUCACCAUAGAACAUAUCUUUACGAUUGAUUUCAUUGACUACGAUGUACAAUUAAUCAUAAAAAAAUAAAGCACACGAAUAAUGCUAACAUAUGUGUUAUGGGACCCAUGUCAACAGUCUUGUGUAAAUUCACCCAUAACUUACAAACAGCUUUAUGAAAUACUUCCCAUUAAUUUUUUAUUUUAAUAUAUAUUAUAUUUGUUGUGAAAUGUGGUAUAUAUAUCCUGUACUCAUUGCUUUUGCUUUCCUACAUAUAAAUGUAUGUGACGAAGUACUUUGUGUAAUGUAAUUUCGAUGUACAGAUUUGAAUGAAUGCAGUCUCAAAUAUAUCAUCUGUCUUUGCAAAUUAUUGAUGAAAGAGGAGAUGGCAAUGUUAACUUUUGAGGGUUUGAUUUCCAGAAAAAUAAAUCAUAAUUCUUUCAAGUCUGCCACUCUCCACUAAUUAAGCAGUUUGAGUAAUUCUACUCUAUUAGAAAUUUCUCUCAUUUUCAGCUUUCAUUGCCUGUCUCAAUGAUUUUUUCCCCCUAUUUUUCUUCAAGAAUGCUAUAAAGGAUUAUAGUUUGUGUUUUAUUGAUCAUAUAUAUAUGUACAUUGAAGUACUAUGUGUUUGAAAUUUAUACAAAUAUUUAUAUGUAUGAUUUAUAUUCAUAUUUAAAUGUAUGCAUUUAUUGUUCCAAAUUUUAUGUAGGACUUAAUAUGAGGGACAUAGCAGUGAUUACUAUUAUGGAAGUAUUUGGUAUUUGGAUAUUUUUCAUAUUGCCACUUCAUAUAGUUGGUUGUUACAGAAGUUGGUUUAUAAAGUCUAUAAUGGUGCAUUUAGCAAGUAAAACAGUAUGAAAUGUGCUACGUAGCGUGCAAGCUGUAGAAGUAGUGUGCUUACUUAAGUAUUAGAUUACCUCGCCAUCUAAUAUCAUAUUCACCAUAAAAUAUAAUUUUGUAAAAUUUUACGUAUAAAUAACCAUUAAAUGCCGAGUAUUUAGAUUGCAUGCAGAGUAUUUAGAUUGCAAAGUAUCUUUUAUCUUUCGAAGGAAGAGUUUUGAGGGAAUGAGUUACAAUAUUUUGAUUAAUGAUUUGGCAGCUUUAAUAUGUACAGAUAAAAAGAUUUCAAAGCAAAUAAUAUUGGAUAAAAGAAAAGAGAAAACAAUAUGUGUUUUGCAAGUUUCUUCUGAAGUUUGCCACAAAGUUAUCAUGUUUUUAUAAGAGGAAAAUUCACAAGGAGUAUAUCAAGUGAAUAAUUGAUUUAGAAACUCCUAAUUAAAACCAUGAGAGAUUGGAGGGAUACAGAAGAAUAUACAUGUAUACUAAUGAGUUCCUGUAUACUUUUUCUCUGCUAUUGAGUGACAUUCAGUGUAAAUAUCAGUACAUGUAUGAGAAUAUUUUCUGUUGCAUAUGGUAAUUCCAAGGCU
This is a messenger RNA of Lytechinus pictus (painted urchin), 6926 nucleotides long. Its product is annotated as oxysterol-binding protein-related protein 6-like. The coding region runs from base 197 to 2818 and encodes 873 amino acids. NCBI's taxonomy places the organism in Eukaryota, Metazoa, Echinodermata, Echinoidea, Temnopleuroida, Toxopneustidae. The record is from RefSeq and is a predicted model, not a curated record. Gene Ontology annotation, molecular function: cholesterol binding. The transcript is spliced from 21 exons. Gene Ontology annotation, cellular component: cytosol; intracellular membrane-bounded organelle; membrane.